AUGUAAUGUAGUUCAGCUACGAUUCCCAAGCAGAAACUAGACAAGGACUGGUCAACUUAGAGGUAGUAUCAGUAAAUAGUAUAAAAAUCAGCUAAGAAAGAUCUCCUUGAUCUGUAUUAAAAAAGAAGAGAAUUUCUUUAGAAGAACUUUUAAAUGCUGCCAGGAAUUAAGGACACUUCGAAAAGCAGAGAAGACACUUAGACAGAUAGACAGAGACUAAAUGAUGCUUCUACUCUUGAAAGCCAAUCUACCAGAGAAAAGUAUCCUCUCCCAACUUAGAGAAAUAAGGGCAAUCUCAUACUCAACUAGAAAUCCAUGCUUGAGGAUGAUCCAAAGAAGAGAACUAAAUCAAGUGGCAGCAGGUGCUCUUCAAAUGUGAAUAUGAAACAAAGUUCUACGAAACGUUUAUUGUAAAAAACCAACUUCAGUGAAAUCCAUCAAAAUUCUCUAGAGGAUGAUGAGGGCACAAUGACUGCUAGUAUAAUGAAUCAGAUGUAGGCUGGCAAUACCACCACGACAAAUGAUUAUAAAGAAAAUAUUAUACUAGGAUCUAAGCAAUUGAAAGCAAGUGCAGCUGGUAAUUAUAAAACACCAAGGGAUAAUUAACUGGGAGGCUAUAGAAUAAGUAAACAAUUGAAUGGAGGAGGAUAAUUGCUAAAAGUUAAUUUAGUUGGCAAUUCAAAAUUAGCACAGUCUUAUCAGUUUAAUAUACCUAGAAAGAAGAUUACAUAGGACGAUGGUUUUGCAAGUGGCUCAAAGAAGAAUAGCCAUGAUCUCUCAAAUAUAGCAAGUGCUAGAAGUAUAAUAGAGCAAGAUUCAUAAAAUAAUUUGCAUUCAUAUCAUCAGAAAUAAGGCUCAGUAGAAUUACUGCCUUCAAAUAAAAUUUAAGCAUAAUAUACUCUUCCAACAAUGAAUAAUCAGGUUGAUCAGUCAUCUCAAGAAAAUAAUAAAUCCAUUUAGAAAUUAUCUAAAAUGACUAUUAAAGAUUCCCAAUUUUCCACUGAUCUUAAAUAGUCUGUCACUGAUAAAGACAAAAGAGAUUUGCCUGAAGACCUAAAAAUAUAUAAUAAAAUUAGAUAGUCUCAAAAUGAUGCUGGCAACUCCUCAAAUAAGUUACUCAAUGCUUCUUACUCUAAACCUAAAAUUUUUAACGAAAGUAUUAAGUCUGGGUACCAGAGCACUACCUCUAAUUAUGAUAUCAAUGAAUCUUAACUUAGCAUGAUUAGUAAAAGCUAGAUCUCGCACUCCAAGGAUCUUAGACUGAGAAAAAUUUAGUACUGCCUGAGUUAGCUAUCUCAGAGUAAAGCCUAAUUGGGGAAAAAAUCAGAUUCAAUUUAUGACUAAAGCUUCAAGAGAGAGGAUAAGCCUUCGACAAAUCGCAAUGUAAUCAUCAGUUAAAUAGAUAGCAUUGAUAAUUAUGGAGACGACUAAAAUUGCGAGCCUACUAUUGAAUAGAAUUCUUCUUCAAAAAUGACAUAAAAGUUGCCUGAUACAUCUUAAAGUCUGUUGAUAAAUAAGACCCAAUAAGAGAAAGUCUUAGAAACUAAAUCACCAUAAGUGACAUUGAAAUAAUAAAGCUCAUUGACUAAUAAUAAAGAGGAGAUAGUAAGGAAAGAUAUAGACGGCAAUAAACUUGAGCAAAUGAUUUCUAAUAACCAUGAGAUUAAUUAAGCAAAUUAAAUCAGAACUGAAUAAGUUUCUUUGAUCUAAUCCGAAAUGACCUCGACAAAAAAGACUAUAACUGAAAAUCAAUAUCUUGAGGAUGGCUUUGAAGCUGAGGAGGACAUUGAAGAAGAGAUCUGA
Messenger RNA from Stylonychia lemnae, 1803 nucleotides. The record is from the annotation of a GenBank genome assembly. NCBI's taxonomy places the organism in Eukaryota, Ciliophora, Spirotrichea, Sporadotrichida, Oxytrichidae.